Molecule: messenger RNA, 1986 nt
Organism: Miscanthus lutarioriparius
Lineage: Eukaryota; Viridiplantae; Streptophyta; Magnoliopsida; Poales; Poaceae
Source: the annotation of a GenBank genome assembly
AUGGACACAACUACUGGAGGCCUUGAGUUUAGUGGUGGUAUCAACUCCUUGAAGCCAUAUUGCUAUUGGAGCACAACUCAAGACACGACUGUGCACAAAGAUAGUACACCAGAGGCAUAUUCCAGCCUUUUUAUUUCCAACUCAAAAGCGUCAAAAGGGAAGCAAGGUGCUAUGUCUGGAGCAAAAGGUACUGGAAACCCUUUACUCACUUUGGGUUUAGGCCGCUCACCAAGUUCAUCUGAUAACAGCAAGCUAAGUUCUGGCACCGCUUGCAUAACAUCUUCAUCUUUAUUAAAGGAAAUUGAUGAGGAAUCUUCAGUAGAUCUUGGCCUUAACCUUGGGUUUCAUAUUGGCAACGAUAUUGUACACUGCCGACAGAAAUCCCAUGCUGGUUUUGAAAAUGUGCUCUCGACAAACUCUCCUAAGCUGGAUCUUCAGUUGAGUUUAUCUACCGGUUCACCCGAAUCAGUUGUCAUUGAUGCAAAUAUGAUGCCACCAGAUGGCUUGGUGAUGCUGACGACCAAUUCGCCACCCGCCACUGUAGAAGAAGGAUCAGUACCACCUAGCUGGGGUUUUGAGUAUUCGAUUGUUUCAUCAUCAUAUGCUUCUGAAGCAACAUAUGCCUUUCCAUUAUUAAAGAAAACCAAUGGAGGCAAUGCCUCUGUGCCUUCUGUCAUGUCAUCAACUAUGUUUACAAGUGUGAAAAGUCCAGUUGCCUCUACUUCUGAGACAACUAAUUCCCAACUAUGCAACAAUAACACAAAAAACUGCCAGUCUCCAGGAUGUAUGAAAGGAGCAAGAGGGGCAUCAGGGCGUUGCAUAGCCCAUGGUGGUGGUAGGCGUUGCCAGAAACCUGGUUGUCAAAAGGGCGCUGAAGGGAUGACAAUCUAUUGCAAGGCCCAUGGUGGAGGCAGGAGAUGUCAGUUUCUUGGGUGUACAAAGAGUGCUGAAGGGCGCACAGACCACUGCAUAGCUCAUGGUGGUGGCCGUCGGUGCAGUCAUGAAGGUUGCUCCCGAGCUGCUCGUGGAAAGUCUGGCUUGUGUAUCAAGCAUGGUGGUGGCAAAAGGUGUCAGAAGGAGAACUGUACCAAAAGUGCAGAAGGUCAUUCUGGACUUUGCAUUGCCCAUGGUGGUGGAAGGCGGUGCCAGUUUCCAGACUGCACAAAGGGUGCUCAGGGAAGCACAAAGUUCUGCAAGGCACAUGGUGGAGGAAAGCGCUGCACAUUCUUUGGAUGCACCAGAGGGGCUGAAGGUAGCACUUCAUUCUGUAAGGGCCAUGGUGGAGGCAAGCGCUGCGCCUUUCAGGGUGGCGGUGUGUGCCCAAAGAGUGUGCAUGGUGGCACUCAGUUUUGUGUUGCCCAUGGUGGUGGGAAAAGGUGUGCUAGCCAUGGCUGCACUAAGAGCGCUAGAGGGCGCACAGAGUAUUGUGUGCGCCAUGGAGGUGGCAAGAGGUGCAAGUUUGAGGGCUGCACCAAGAGUGCGCAGGGGAGCACUGAUUUCUGCAAGGCUCAUGGGGGAGGUAAACGAUGCUCAUGGGGCCAGGCGGACACAAGCUUUGGUGCUGGUGCACAGCAAUGCGAUAGAUUUGUUCGGAGCAAGAUUGAUCUCUGCUCAGCUCACAGCGCUUUAGUCCAGGACCACUGUGUUCAUGGUGGUGGUACAUUAGGUUCUGCUAUCUACCAGUUUGCGGUGGAUGUCAAACCUACUGAGAUGAAUGCUGCUUCAGUGAAGGGAGAUCCACGCGAGAAGAUCAAUGGUGAUAAAAUUUUACUGGAUCCGGGUAGCUCUGUUCCAAAUAGUGGUGUUCAUCCUCCUGUCCUGGCUCAGUGUAUGGUCGAUCCACUGCCAGAGGGCAGAGUUCAUGGUGGUGGGCUGUUGGCUUUACUUUCGCGGGCCGGAAGCAGAACAAGUAAUGGUGGCUCAGAAUUGUGCUCCGGGCACAAAGGUGGUGUGGAUGUGAGGCUAUCAGGUUCUCCAAGAAAUUGA